CCAUCUAACAUUGGUGGAGUAUGACAUUAAGUACAGUCUGUUUUUUUUCCCCCUUGUGAUGACCACGUAGGAAGCACAGGAAGGGGCUGAUGCAGCCAUCGAUCCAGGGGGGGAUAUGAUUGGUGGCACUCUGCCGUCCAAUUUGCCUUUAGACUGUGAAAGUGAUGUUUGUCCUGAGGCUGAAGGAGAGGGAGCCUCUGCCCUGGAGCUUGAGGGGCUUGGGAUGAGGAAGCUGAGUCUACAGGCCAUGGGCGGUAUGUCCAAAGAAGUGGACGACGAUGAGUCCAAGCCGCAUGAGGAGACUGGCUCUGCGGAGUCUGAGCAAGUUACAACAGAAACAGAUGGAGAGGAAGGUACACCUGUCAACGGUCAUCCUGUACGGUCGCUUCCAUCUGUACGACAUGAUAUUCACCGUUAUCAACGUGUGGAUGAGCCUCUACCACCGAACUGGGAGGCACGGAUCGACAGUCACGGCAGGAUCUUUUUUGUGGACCACGUGAACAGGACCACAACAUGGCAGCGACCGACCGGACCCCCAGCACCACAGGGCCUGACCCGGUCCAACUCCAUUCAGCAGAUGGAGCAACUCAACCGCAGAUACCAGAGCAUCAGGAGGACCAUAACCAACAGCGAUAGGACAGAGGAAACCACAGAUGACUUGCUCCCCGAUUCAGAAGCUGAACUGAUUCCCCACUCCAUUUCCGAAUACAGACGCGACAGCUCAGUGAGUCACUCGAGCGGUCGCUCCCGUCUAUCGCUGCUGCUCCAAUCACCCAGCGCCAAAUUCCUGUGCAGUCCCGACUUCUUUACGGUGCUGCAUUCUAACCCCAGUGCCUACCGCAUGUUUACGAGCAACACCUGCCUGAAGCAUAUGAUCAGCAAGGUCCGACGAGACGCUCACUACUUUGAGCGCUACCAGCACAAUCGAGACCUGGUCACCUUCCUCAACAUGUUCUCUAACAAGCAGCUGGAGCUUCCCAGGGGAUGGGAAAUGAAACAUGAUCAUACUGGGAAGCCGUUCUUUGUGGAUCACAACUGUCGCUCUACAACUUUCAUCGACCCACGGCUGCCUCUUCAGAGCUCUCGCUCCACCGGACUGCUGGCCCACCGCCAGCACCUGAGCCGCCAACGCAGCCACAGCGCUGGCGAGUCCCUCCUUUUCGCACAGGUGAUCGACGACUCCCGGCAAAGCAACCCGCCCGCCAUGCCCAGGCCCUCUAGCACCUUCAGCGGGUCCAGUCGCUCCAGCCAGUACCACGAUGUGGUGCCCGUGGCAUACAACGACAAGAUUGUGGCUUUUUUGAGGCAACCCAAUGUCUUUGAGAUACUACAGGAGAGACAACCGGAGCUCGCCAGGAACAACUCACUCAAGGAGAAGGUGCAGUUCAUCCGCAGUGAGGGAGCCAAUGGGCUUGCACGUCUCUCAGGGGACGCCGACCUAGUCAUGCUGCUGAGCUUAUUUGAAGAGGAGGUGAUGUCGUAUGUGCCGCCUUUACUCCACCCAAAUUACAGCCUCUCCUCCUCUCCUCAGAGUUCCCCGGGUAAGACAAUAGCAGCACAACACAGAUACGUACAUUUUGGACUUUUUACCUUACUGUCUUUCUAUGUAAGUUUUUCCCGUUUUCAUAUCUUAGGCACCCAACGAGCCAAUGCCCGCGCUCCUGCGCCUUACAAGAGGGAUUUUGAGGCUAAACUGAGGAACUUCUAUCGGAAACUGGAGACCAAAGGAUAUGGACAGGGACCCGGGAAAGUCAAGCUCAUCAUACGGCGGGACCACCUUCUGGAGGAUGCCUUCAACCAAAUCAUGUGUUACUCCCGCAAAGACCUACAGAGGAGUAAACUUUAUGUCAGCUUCGUAGGCGAGGACGGGUUGGACUACAGCGGGCCGUCUAGAGAAUUCUUCUUCCUGGUGUCCAGAGAACUUUUCAACCCUUACUACGGCUUGUUUGAAUAUUCGGCCAAUGACACGUACACUGUCCAAAUCAGCCCCAUGUCCGCCUUUGUGGAUAAUCACCACGAAUGGUUUCGUUUUAGCGGGCGGAUUCUGGGACUGGCUCUAGUUCAUCAGUACCUGCUGGAUGCCUUCUUUACUCGGCCUUUCUACAAGGGGCUGCUACGCAUACCUUGUGAUCUGAGUGACUUGGAGUUCCUGGAUGAGGAGUUCCACCAGAGCCUGCAAUGGAUGAAGGACAACGAUAUUGAGGACAUGCUUGACCUCACUUUUACAGUCAACGAGGAGGUCUUUGGACAGAUCACAGAGAGAGAGCUGAAGCCAGGGGGGGCCGGCAUCCCCGUGUCGGAGAAGAACAAGAAGGAGUACAUUGAGCGGAUGGUCAAGUGGCGCAUCGAGAGGGGAGUGGCUCAGCAGACCGAGAGCCUGGUCCGAGGUUUCUAUGAGGUGGUGGACGUGCGACUGGUGUCGGUGUUUGAUGCCAGGGAGCUGGAGCUGGUGAUCGCUGGCACCGCUGAGAUCGACCUGGCGGACUGGAGGAACAACACAGAGUACAGAGGAGGUUACCAUGACAACCACAUAGUGAUACGCUGGUUCUGGGCAGCUGUGGAGAGGUUCAACAAUGAGCAGAGGCUGCGACUUCUGCAGUUUGUCACGGGCACAUCCAGUAUUCCUUAUGAAGGCUUCGCCUCGCUACGCGGAAGUAACGGACCCCGCAGGUUUUGUGUCGAGAAGUGGGGGAAGAUCACCUCCUUACCCAGAGCGCACACUUGUUUCAAUCGGCUGGACCUGCCGCCCUACCCAUCCUUCUCCAUGCUCUACGAGAAGCUGGUGACAGCCGUGGAGGAGACCAGCACCUUCGGUUUGGAGUGACCUCCACUUACCCCCAAAGACAUCU
This is a messenger RNA of Syngnathoides biaculeatus (alligator pipefish), 2849 nucleotides long. RefSeq names its product E3 ubiquitin-protein ligase HECW2-like. Gene Ontology annotation, biological process: ubiquitin-dependent protein catabolic process; regulation of dendrite morphogenesis. NCBI's taxonomy places the organism in Eukaryota, Metazoa, Chordata, Actinopteri, Syngnathiformes, Syngnathidae. Gene Ontology annotation, molecular function: protein binding; ubiquitin protein ligase activity. Bases 116 to 2824 code for a protein of 902 amino acids. The record is from RefSeq and is a predicted model, not a curated record. The transcript is spliced from 20 exons.